Colletotrichum tamarilloi is the source of this 2586-nucleotide messenger RNA. Its product is annotated as glycosyl hydrolase family 3 N terminal domain-containing protein. The transcript is spliced from 5 exons. Gene Ontology annotation, biological process: glucan catabolic process. Gene Ontology annotation, molecular function: beta-glucosidase activity. The record is from RefSeq and is a predicted model, not a curated record. Bases 1 to 2586 code for a protein of 861 amino acids. NCBI's taxonomy places the organism in Eukaryota, Fungi, Ascomycota, Sordariomycetes, Glomerellales, Glomerellaceae.
AUGGCAAACACAUUCUCUGUCAAGUCCCUGGUCGUAGCCCUCCUCGCUAGUCACAUCUCAUCCUGCGACGCCGCCGUGAUAUCAGUAAGAUCCGAUGUGCCUGCCGGAUAUGUCGCCGCGCCCUACUACCCGGCGCCGUACGGCGGCUGGGCCUCGGACUGGGCAGACAGUUAUAAGAGGGCGAAAGCUGUGGUUGAUAAGAUGACGUUGGCUGAAAAGACCAACAUCACGUCCGGAACCGGCAUCUUCAUGGGUGAGUCUUGGUGGAGUGAUGUCGUGGAAUUCGUAACUGACAUGCACAGGCUAUGCCUCGCGGACUCGGCAACCGGUCUCCGUCAAGCCGACAACGUGACGGUGUUCCCGUCCGGCAUCACGACCGGUGCCACCUUUGACAAGGACCUGAUGUACGCUCGCGGUGUUGCCAUUGGCAAGGAAUUCCGAGGCAAAGGCGCCAACGUUUACCUAGGACCAGCCCCCCGUGGUGGCCGAAAUUGGGAGGGCUUCGGGGCCGAUCCUGCGCUGCAGGGCAAGGCUGCUGCUCUGACGAUCAAGGGCGUCCAGGAGCAGGGCGUCAUCGCCACGAUCAAGCACCUCAUCGGCAACGAGCAGGAGAUGUAUCGCAUGUAUAACCCUCUACAGCAGGGUUAUAGCUCCAACAUUGAUGACCGAACACUCCAUGAACUCUACCUGUGGCCCUUUGCAGAUGGCGUACACGCAGGUGUCAACGGCUCGGCAUGCAGCCAGAACAGCUAUCUCAUCAAUGGCAUUCUGAAAGACGAGCUCGGCUUCCAAGGCUUCGUCAUGAGCGACUGGCUUUCCCACAUGUCCGGCGUAGGCAGCGCCCUCGCGGGCCUGGACUUCAACGCCCCCGGCGACCAGCAAGUUCCCCUGACGGGCUACAGCUACUGGAUGUACGAUCUCACCAGGGCGGUGCUGAACGGAUCCGUCCCCGUGGAUCGCAUCAACGACAUGGCCACCAGAGUACUGGCGAGCUGGUACCAGAUGGGCCAGGACUCGGGCUUCCCCGCGCUCAACUUCGCCACGGGUACCCGCAACAGGGUGGGAGAUCUCUACCCGGGAGCCAUCCCCUUCUCCCCCAGCGGCGUCAUCAACGAGAUGGUCCAGGUGCAGGCGGACCACUACCUCGUCGCCAGGCAGGUCGCGCAGGAGGCCAUCACCCUGCUCAAGAACAACGGCAGCCUUCUGCCUAUUGCCACGUCGGCUUCGAUCAAGGUCUUUGGCACCGAUGCCAUCACGAACCCAGACGGCCCCAACGCUUGUGCCGAUCGAUCCUGCAACAAGGGCCUGCUCGGCAUCGGCUGGGGCUCGGGGACGGUUGACUACGUCUACCUCGACGAUCCCAUCACCGCGUUCAAGAAGAGAGCCAGCAACGUGACGUUCUAUAACACCGACUCCUUUCCUUCCGUGCCGGCUCCAACAGCAGACGAUGUUGCUUUCGUUUUCAUCACCUCGGACUCUGGGGAGAAUCAGUAUGUCGUAGAGGGUAACAACGGCGACCGCAGCUCGUCUGGUCUCGACGCCUGGCACAACGGCAACAAGUUGGUCCAGGACGCUGCCGCAAAGUAUUCAAACGUCGUGGUCGUCAUACACUCUGUCGGACCAAUCGUCGUCGACUCAUGGAUCGAUCUUCCCAGCGUCAAGUCCGUCCUGGUUGCCCACCUCCCCGGCCAGGAGGCAGGUGAGUCCCUCGCCAACAUCGUCUUUGGCGCGGCCUCCCCCUCAGGCCACCUCCCCUACAGCAUGACCAAGAAGGAAUCCGACCUCCCAGACUCCGUGACCCAGCUCGUCGGCGGCUCCCUCGGCCAGCCCCAGGACACCUAUUCCGAGGGCCUGUACAUCGACUACCGCUACCUCAACAAGAACGGUAUCAAGCCGCGCUUCGCCUUUGGUCACGGGCUGAGCUAUACCGCCUUCUCCUAUACCGGCGCGACCAUCAGCUCCGCGACGGCGCUCACCGCGUCCCCGCCGACCCGCCCCGCGAAGCAAGGGAUCCUAACGUACACCGCGCCAAUCCCCGACUGGACCGAGGGCGUCGCGCCGUCCGGCUUCAACAAGAUCUUCCGGUAUAUCUACUCCUGGUGCACCGAGUCCGAGGCCAAGGACGCCGUCGCCGCCUCCAAGACGGAGACGUAUCCCUACCCGGAGGGGUACAGCACCGUGCAGAAACCGGGCCCUCCAGCCGGCGGCGCGCAGGGCGGCAACCCCGCUCUCUUUGACGUUGUCUUUUCCGUGUCGGUGAAAGUGACCAACACGGGCAGUAAGUACUCGGGUAAAGCGUCAGCGCAGGCGUACGUGCAGUUCCCCGGCGGCGGGCCCGAGACGCCGGUGAUCCAGCUGCGCGACUUUGUCAAGACGAAGAGCCUGGCGCCGGGGGAGAGUGCUACCGUGACGCUGCAGCUGACGAGGCGGGAUUUGAGCGUGUGGGAUGUGGUCAGCCAGAACUGGGUUGUGCCGAAUCCUACCGGGCGGUAUAAGAUCUGGAUCGGGGAGGCGAGUGACAAGUUGUUCUUGGCUUGUUAUACGGAUACCAAGACGUGUGAGGCUGGACUGGCUAGCCCUGUUUGA